AUGUUCACCCAUCAGCAGGACCUCGAACAUCUGCAACUCGCACUCGAGCAGGCGCGCAAGUCCGAGAGCGAGGGAGGCAUCCCAAUAGGCGCCGCCCUCGUGCACAAGUCCGGCAAAGUCCUGAGCGUCGGACAUAACUGUCGCGUCCAGAAGGCGUCGAUGACUCUCCAUGCGGAGAUGAACGCGCUGGAAAACCUGGGCCGGCCCGAUCCAUCACAAGGCGGCGUGCGCAUCUUACGCGAGUGUACCAUGUACACGACGCUCUCGCCCUGUAUCAUGUGCUCAGCCACCUGCUCGCUCUAUCAAAUUCCACGUGUUGUACUGGGAGAGAACGACUCUUUCGUUGGUGGCGAGACGUUCCUGAAGGAGCGUGGCGUUGAGGUCAUCAACCUCCAGUCCGAGGAGUGCAAGGAGAUGAUGCAGAACUGGAUCGAAGGCAAGGGUAAGACGAUCUGGUGGGAGGAUAUCGGAUUAGACGAGAGCGAAAAACCCGGUCGUGCCUAAUGUGGAGCUCUCUUGACGAACCGGAAGCAACAAAACUACUCGUAAGAGUGGGAGUUGACGCUGCAAUACAACCAUUGACCAUUUCAUGCACUGACCGACGUCGGAAAGGCAGCUGCACUCAAGCCAUGACGAAUGUCUUGAAGAGGGUGCGGGAGACGGGAUGUCGGGAUCUUCAAUAUCAACACCCUCAGGUUGCUGCGCCGGCAUAUAUUUGAGUGCGCGCGUUUCCGAUAUCUCAAUACAUUCCGAGUCUGUCCUGUCCCAUGCACGGCGCCUAUCCAGUGAUAGGAACAGCUAUAAGACUCAAUGGCCAUAGCCGAACGUACACGCUACCUCAAGUCUUCAUCAUCUUCCCAUCCUGGGCUCCUACCUCCCAAGAUCCUCCCCAUGUCAUACAUCCCCAUCCCGGUGUCGUACCUUUACGCCUCGUUGGGCGCCUCCGUAGUUAUCGCCGGUCUAUGGGGUUCAAGCUGGCCGCAUUGGUACUUUCACCUCGACGCGUUCCUUAUCGCCUU
Punctularia strigosozonata HHB-11173 SS5 is the source of this 1019-nucleotide messenger RNA. Its product is annotated as cytosine deaminase. NCBI's taxonomy places the organism in Eukaryota, Fungi, Basidiomycota, Agaricomycetes, Corticiales, Punctulariaceae. Gene Ontology annotation, molecular function: diaminohydroxyphosphoribosylaminopyrimidine deaminase activity. The transcript has 5 exons. The record is from RefSeq and is a predicted model, not a curated record. Bases 1 to 504 code for a protein of 167 amino acids.